Schizosaccharomyces osmophilus is the source of this 1818-nucleotide messenger RNA. RefSeq names its product plasma membrane siderophore-iron transmembrane transporter Str1 (gene str1). The record is from RefSeq and is a predicted model, not a curated record. The transcript has a single exon. The coding region runs from base 1 to 1818 and encodes 605 amino acids. Gene Ontology annotation, biological process: siderophore transmembrane transport. Gene Ontology annotation, molecular function: siderophore-iron transmembrane transporter activity. Lineage: Eukaryota; Fungi; Ascomycota; Schizosaccharomycetes; Schizosaccharomycetales; Schizosaccharomycetaceae.
AUGCGCUUGCGACAAUUUCAGCUCCCUUCCUUGUUUGAGAAGCGGUCAACCGACAAAACAUCUCCAGAAGAUCAAUUAGAGAAAAACAAUCAUGAAGAAAGUGUUCAGCAAAUUGAUGGCUUUGAUACCCAAUCUGGCGAGAAAGACGAAAAACUUCAAACAGCCGACGUCUCCACAAUCCCUUCUUCCUCUGCGGGAGAGCUUGCUGGUAUCGUCAAAUCGGAAUACCUCAAUCAACACUGGACACCUGUGUCCUACUACUUAUCCUACUUCUCCAUAUUUCUCAUGUUUUUCGCCCUGAGUUUUCAGUCGAUAGCUUAUUCUAGUUUGACUUCUUACGCUACUUCAGCGUUUAAUGGUCAUUCUUUGCUUGGUACCAUCGGUACUGCCAAUAAUAUUAUCAGUGCAGUUAUCAAGCCACCUCUGGCUCGAAUCUGUGAUGUUUUUGGUCGUUUGGAAGCUUUUUGUUUUGCCCUCCUUCUCUAUUUUAUCGGCCUCAUCCUUAUCGCUACAGCCAAGAAUGUCCAGACCUAUGCUGGUGGUAGUGUUCUUUACAAUGCUGGCUACACAGGCCUUGAACUCGUGAUGACCAUUUUCUUCGCUGAUUCUUCGAGUAUGGCUAAUCGUUCUCUUGUAGUCGGUAUCUCCUAUUUUCCUUUUGUGGUCACCACGUGGACUGGUCCCAUAAUUAGUAGCAACUUUAAAUCCCAGUGGAGAUGGGGAAUUGCAAUGUGGUGUAUUAUUCUUCCAGUUUGUGCUCUUCCAUUUAUCGUAUGUUAUGCCUAUUAUCAAUACAAAGGUUGGAGAGAAGGUGCUUUUAAGGAUACUUUGACUAUGGAUAUUAUAACUCUUUUCAAGAAGCUUGAUAUUAUCGGUCUUAUUCUUCUGACAGCCGGAUUCUCUCUCUUGUUACUCCCAAUCUCUUUAGCCAGUUAUAAUGGUGAUAAAUGGAGGGACGCAAAGUAUAUUGUUAUGAUUGUUGUCGGUGGUGUUUGCAUCAUAGCUUUCGUGUUAUACGAAAUUUACGUCGCUAGCUUCCCUGCAAUCCCCUUUGACCUAAUGCGUGAACCAACCAUAGCUGCUGCUUGUGCUGUUUCGGCUCUUUUCUAUAUGGCUUUCUAUUGCUGGGACGGCUAUUACUUUAGUUUCUUGCAAGUUGCUCACUAUACUUCUGUAAGAGCUGCUACUUACAUUGCAUACACAUAUACUUUCACUUCAUCUACUACGGGCUGUAUCUUGGGAAUCAUCAUUCGCUUUCAUAAGCAAUUUAAAUUCUACUUUAUUUUCGCUGUUCCCAUCUAUAUUCUUGGUCAGGGUUUGAUGAUUCGUUAUCGAGGUGAGCAGUAUAAUCGUGGCUACCUUGUAAUGACUCAACUCUUAGUCGGUAUUGGUGGUGGUAUUAUUGCCAAUCUUUUAGUCGUGUCUGUUCAAACAGUGGUAGCGAGAAAACAUUUCGCUAUUGUAACCGCAUUAGUAUUAACUAUCACCCCCCUUGGUGGUGCUAUUGGAAGUGCAAUUUCUGGUGCUAUUUGGGAGAGUGUUUUGCCCAAACAGCUUCAAAAGUUGCUUCCUGAUGAUAUGAAAGACCAGGCAUCUACCAUUUUCGGCAAUCUAACCCAACAAUUAGCGCAUCCACGAGGCUCUGACACUAGAGAGGCUAUUAUUGCUGCUUAUUGUAAUGUACAGAAGAUAUUGACCAGUGUAGCUACUGGAUUUGCUGGCGCCAUCCUUAUUCCUAUGUGGUUCAUUGCAAACCCUAGAUUAAACACCAACACUGCUAGUCUUUUUGAAAAGGCAAGAACCGGCCUUUACGAGUAA